UGAGUGUGAGUCCCUUACACAAAAUGAACAACCUGAGGAACAUCAUUGGAGGCUUCCUCCUAUGCCUCCUGCUGCUCUCUGAAGCUUCUACAGGGAUGAGGUUGCCCAGAGAGACUAAAGCUGAUUGGGAGCGUGGCAAAGAUGCUUCAUAUGAGAUCCUCAAGCAGUUGGAGAAGCUGGAUAUCAAAAAGCCACCGGCAUUUGAAACAACUGUUCAGUUUCCUAAGCCAAUUGAAUGUAGCGACUCCUGUGAUCCAGAUUCCUUGGCCACCACAAAUAAGAUGCCGUGUCUGACAAAAAUCAGCCAGGGACUUCGCCAUUAUCAUGACCUACUGGCCAUGUUUUCUGACCCAACGGUACCAACUGAGCUCCAAAAUGCCCUGGAUACCUUGCUAGAGCUGCCACUAAAUGGCGGCAGCAGCAAUGAAGGACACAGCCCAGUCACCAGGACUGCCGUGCCGGCGUGGCAGAUGGCUCCGCUGCAGAACUUGACCCUGUGGCGCCUGCAGUCCUUUGGGGUGGUGGUGGCAAGAGUCUUCUCCCACUGCGCUGCUUUGGCUUAGAGAGAGCAAUACACAUCAGAGUCAAUGAGGAUCGAUGAGAAAUGUCAAGACAGGAAGCUCUAAGGAGAGA
Molecule: messenger RNA, 633 nt
Organism: Anolis sagrei ordinatus
Lineage: Eukaryota; Metazoa; Chordata; Lepidosauria; Squamata; Anolidae
Gene: IL23A
Product: interleukin 23 subunit alpha
Biological process (GO): positive regulation of T cell proliferation; positive regulation of T-helper 17 cell lineage commitment; immune response
Cellular component (GO): interleukin-23 complex; extracellular region
Molecular function (GO): cytokine activity
Source: RefSeq, a predicted model, not a curated record